Molecule: messenger RNA, 375 nt
Organism: Staurois parvus
Lineage: Eukaryota; Metazoa; Chordata; Amphibia; Anura; Ranidae
Source: the annotation of a GenBank genome assembly
UUUUUAAAGGGUGCCUCGGGACUGUCCAUUUUAAAGGGUGCUUCGGGACUGUCCAUAAUUUUAGAGGGUGCCUCGGGACUGUCCAUAAUUUUAAAGGGUGCUUCGGGACUGUCCAUAAUUUUAAAGGGUGCCUCAGGACUGUCCAUCAUUUUAAAGGGUGCCUCGGGACUGUCCAUAAUUUUAAAGGGUGCCUCGGGACUGUUCAUAAUUUUAAAGGGUGCCUCGGGACUGUCCAUAAUUUUAAAGGGUGCCUCGGGGACUGUCCAUAAUUUGAAAGGGUGCCUCGGGACUGUCCAUAAUUUGAAAGGGUGCCUCGGGACUGUUCAUAAUUUGAAAGGGUGCCUCGGGACUGUUCAUAAUUUGAAAGGGUGCCUC